Messenger RNA from Anoplopoma fimbria (sablefish), 2198 nucleotides. RefSeq names its product non-POU domain containing, octamer-binding (gene nono). Gene Ontology annotation, biological process: regulation of DNA-templated transcription. Bases 121 to 1440 code for a protein of 439 amino acids. Gene Ontology annotation, molecular function: RNA binding. Gene Ontology annotation, cellular component: nucleus. The record is from RefSeq and is a predicted model, not a curated record. NCBI's taxonomy places the organism in Eukaryota, Metazoa, Chordata, Actinopteri, Perciformes, Anoplopomatidae. The transcript has a single exon.
GUGACGUCACAAUAGCGUCGCCAUUUUCGCAGCUCUUUGUGCGCCACUCUCUGCAUACAGUUUGCGUGUUUUUUUUGGUCGAGCGAUUCGUCGACUCGGGUUUUAAUUAGUUUUAACAAAAUGCACGGAAACAGAGGCCCACAUCAGAACCACGGGUCCAACCGCCCGGGAGACCAGAAGAAACCUGGAGGGACAAACUCCAAUGGCCAGCAGCCGGAGUCCUGCGAGUCGAACAACCCCAACGAGGCCUUAACCCUGGACCUGCAGAGCUUCAGGAAACCCGGGGAGAAGACCUUCACCCAGCGCAGCAGGUUGUUUGUAGGAAACCUUCCUACCGGGGUCACUGAGGAGGAUCUCGAGAAGCUGUUCGACAAGUAUGGCAAGGCCAGUGAAAUCUUUAUCAACAAAGAAAGAGGCUUCGGCUUCAUCCGACUGGAGACCAGGAUCAUAGCAGAGAUCGCCAGAGCCGAGCUGGAUGAUGCUCCGUUCAGAGGCAGGCCCAUACGAGUGAGGUUUGCAACACACGGUGCUGCCCUAACUGUGAAAAAUUUGCCAGAUUUUGUGUCCAACGAGCUGCUGGAGGAGGCCUUUGGUGUGUUUGGUCAGAUAGAAAGAGCUGUGGUCAUAGUGGAUGACCGAGGGAGGCCAACGGGGAAGGGAAUAGUGGAGUACACCUCAAAGCCAGCUGCAAGAAAGGCUUUGGAUAAGUGCAGUGAUGGUGCCUAUCUUCUCACAGCUUUUCCACGACCUAUUACAGUGGAACCGAUGGAACAGCUCGAUGAAGAGGAGGGACUGUCAGAAAAGAUCAUCAACAAAAACCAGCAGUAUCACAAAGAGCGUGAGCAGCCGCCACGAUUCGCUCAGGCGGGCUCCUUCGAGUUUGAGUACGCCAUGCGUUGGAAGGCCCUGAUGGAGAUGGAGAAGCAGCAGUACGAAAUGGUGGACCGCAACAUGAAGGAGGCCCAGGAGAAGCUGGAGGCUGAGAUGGAGGCGGCUAGACACGAGCAUCAAGUGAUGCUGAUGAGACAGGACCUGCUGAGGCGGCAGGAGGAGCUGCGGAGGAUGGAGGAGCUCCACAAUCAGGAGGUGCAGAAGAGGAAACAGGCCGAGAUCCGGCAGGAGGAGGAACGCCGGAGGCGAGAGGAGGAGAUGAGGAUGCGCAGUGAGGAGAUGCUGAAGAGGCAGCAGGAGGGGUUCAGAGGCAACUUCCCUGAAAAUAGGGAGCAAGACAUGAGGAUGCAUAUGGGCAAUCAUGGGAUGAACAGAAACUCGCUGGGUGGCAAUUCUGGUCCUGCAGGUACUCCUGGCAUCGCCGCUGAGAAUGCUCCAAUGAUGCCCGGGCCCGGAAACAACAACAUGCCCGGAGGAGGCCAGGGUGGCUUCCCCAGAGGCCUCCCGGGGCCUGGAGACUAUGGACCUAAUAAGCAACGCAGAUUUUGAAUCACAUGUCUUUAUUUUGUCCCUUUUCACUCUCUGUAUUUUAAAGUUCAGGUAGUGAGUGUUACUUUUUGAACUUUGAAAACUGUUGCAUGUAUUUUCGUUUUUUUUUACCUUUUUAUUUGUACCUUGAGUUAUGUCUUUAGUACUAAAAUGUCAUAACUCCAAAUGAGCCAUGUCUUUUACUUUAUAAUUUCACAUUGGUGUAUUUUUCAUAGGGAUAGAAAGUGUUCUUGUCCUGGACAUGUUGACUAUUCUAGAAUAAAUUCAUGAUUCCCUAAGAACUUUGUUUCUACAUUAAAGAUUUCUCAAUGUCUUUCAAAGCAGCUUGGAGCCUAAUGUGUUACCAUAAAUACACCGUUUAUCUACAAGAUGGUAAUGUACACGUAGGACGUGUCUCCUUCUGGUCGUUGGUUCAGUGCCUAUAGUCACAGCUGUCAGAUGGAUUUCUGGCAUUGAUUAGAGUAUUGAUUUAAGGAAAACUGGCACUGAUGAAACAAUGGCCUUAAACACAAUUUCAAGGCAGCAUAUAAUCAAUACCAUCCAACUCCAAUGAGGUAGACACAAUAUGAUGCAAAAUGUCAUGAAAGUAAAGGUUGAGCAGUACAAACUAACAUGCUGUGAGUUGCUGUAAUAAGACAUUUGUCAACACAGCUGUAGCUAAUCUAGUUUAUUGGUCAGUCUAAAUAAAUACAGUUAACAAACAUGCAUUGACAGUGAUAUUGAGGUUGAUUUGUUGAUUGUUACAUAAGGGAUUUUUU